Aspergillus versicolor CBS 583.65 is the source of this 1709-nucleotide messenger RNA. RefSeq lists its product as uncharacterized. The transcript has 2 exons. Bases 1 to 1656 code for a protein of 551 amino acids. The record is from RefSeq and is a predicted model, not a curated record. NCBI's taxonomy places the organism in Eukaryota, Fungi, Ascomycota, Eurotiomycetes, Eurotiales, Aspergillaceae.
AUGUCCUUCCAAACGCCCAUCUCGAAAUGUACGACCCCGAUCCCAUCGCUUGGUGAACUCCAAGGGCUGCAAUACGCAAAUGGAGUGCAGCAGUUCUGUGGAAUCCCCUACGCUGAGUUGCCAAGGCGAUGGACAAGGUCAACGCUGAAGACUGCUUGGAAGGACUCGAAGCACGAUGGGACCAGAUUAGGAAACAACUGCCCUCACCCGGAAUCUGAAGAAGGGACCGACGACCUCGUCCCAGUCCCGCCAGCUGCUCACUUCGCAUACCCUCCAAAAGUAGACGAAUUGACCGGCCUUGUGAUGAACAUCGUCGUCCCACCAAAGCCAAUCACUCCCGACAAGAGAUAUCCAGUAAUGGUCUACGUCCACGGGGGCUCCCUGCUCUACGGAGGAGCCAACCUACCCAUCUUCGACGCUGUCAACCUCGUCUCCCAGAGCAUCGAAAUGGACACGCCAAUUGUAUGCGUAAACUUCAACUACCGGGUCGGCCUAGGCGGAUUCCUAGCGAGCGACGCAAUACGGCGCGAGCUAGCAACAGAUGGAUUCCAAGGCUGCGGCAACUUCGGCUUCACAGACCAACAGGUUGCUUUCGAGUGGGUGCAGAAGUAUAUCGAUGCCCUAGGUGGCGAUCCAGAGAACGUCACAGCCGUCGGAGAAUCUGCUGGUGGGAUUUCAAUAAGCAACCAGCUUGCUGCUGCGAGUCCGCCCUGUUUCCGACGUGCGGUAUGCAUGUCUGGCCUGUCAGUGUCGAUUCCGCCGUGGUCUAUGGAGCAGCACGAGGCGUUGUUUCGGGCUGUUUGUCGGUACUUCCGAAUUAAUGAGUCUCGGUCUGACGUGCUUGACUGUCUUCGAGAGAUACCGCAGCAGGAACUUGCAAAUGCAACGCCUAUGAUUCAGGGUGUGUUAUCUGGGACGGGGAAUCCAUGUCUAGACGGCUGGUUUUAUAAUAAGGACAGAAAUCCGUGUGAGAUCCAGGCAGCGCCAUCUUGGCUUGAAGCCUUGAUGCUGGGAGAUACGUAUCACGAAGGAAUCAUCUUCCAUUUGAAUAUCUUGGACGACAAUUUCGACACCAUCCGUGAUAUUCUGGUAGACCACAUUAGGUCGGAAGACCAAACGGACCAAAUCUUUGCAGAGUACAACAUUACCCCAGACCUCACUCGCAGCCUCUUCAUCGAACGAGUCGAACAUAUGUCUGGGGAUGCAAUAUUCAAAAUCCCCAAUUACGCCACUGCCCUCGCCAAUUCGCAUCUGGCAGACAGGAGUGCACUAUUCGUGUACCACUUUGACCAGCGCUCGCGACUCAAGAACGCCCUGGAGGGGACAGCGUACCAUGCGCAUGAACUGCUCUACCUGUUUCAGAACCGUACCAAUGAGAUGAAUGAGGGUGAGAAAGCUAUGGCGUAUGAUUUUGCUGCCGCCUGGAUUAUGUUCUGUAAUGGGCAUGCGCCAUGGAGUGGUCCUAAACGAGAAUGGAAGGUCUGGGGCCCGGAGAGUGUCCAGGCUAUGCGGACAGAGGAGCAGGAUGAAUCCAUUCGGUCGUAUACACGGAUGCAGCGAAUGUUAUCUAUGGGGCAUGGAGAUACGUGGAAAAGGUGGCUCUCUGGUAUUGAUGCGCUGGUGAAUAAGAGAAUGAAUAUGGGAAAGGCUGCCUAGGUUGUAUGUUGUCGCACUGCAUAUAUUACAAAUGAGAGAUAUUUCAAGGAGAG